GCAUUUCUAUUCCCUCCAGGAAGAGCAUCAAAGCUGAAGUAGUAGCAGUAGCAGAAGUAGCAGCAGCAGUAGCAGCAAUAAACAAACAUGAGUGCGAAGAGCAUGGCUAUAGCCUUGGCUGUGAUAUUCUGUGCUACGGUUAUUCAAGGCUUCCCAAUAUUCAAAGCGGGGCGUUGUCUUUGCAUAGGCCCUGGAGUAAAAGCUGUGAAAGUGGCAGAUAUUGAAAAAGCCUCCAUAAUCUACCCAAGUAACAACUGCGACAAAAUAGAAGUGAUUAUCACCCUGAAAGCAAAUAAAGGAAAACGAUGCCUAAAUCCCAGAUCAAAGCAAGCAAGCCUUAUAAUCAAGCAAAUUGAAAGAAAGAAUUUUUUUAAAUACCAAAAAGUAUGA
Messenger RNA from Galeopterus variegatus (Sunda flying lemur), 390 nucleotides. It is a transcript of the gene CXCL11, whose product is annotated as chemokine (C-X-C motif) ligand 11. Gene Ontology annotation, molecular function: CXCR chemokine receptor binding; chemokine activity. Gene Ontology annotation, cellular component: extracellular region. The transcript has 4 exons. The record is from RefSeq and is a predicted model, not a curated record. Bases 88 to 390 code for a protein of 100 amino acids. Gene Ontology annotation, biological process: inflammatory response; chemokine-mediated signaling pathway; cellular response to lipopolysaccharide. Lineage: Eukaryota; Metazoa; Chordata; Mammalia; Dermoptera; Cynocephalidae.